Molecule: messenger RNA, 1673 nt
Organism: Octopus sinensis (East Asian common octopus)
Lineage: Eukaryota; Metazoa; Mollusca; Cephalopoda; Octopoda; Octopodidae
Exons: 7
Coding region: 15-911 (298 amino acids)
Source: RefSeq, a predicted model, not a curated record
GAAUUGAUUCUGCAAUGGCUGCAUCUGUUCCAUCUAACACAUCUCCCCCAGAUACUGUAGCAUCACCAAAUUUUACAUCCACCCCUCCUAGUACAUCCACCACAACUGGUGAAUCUCCUCCAGCAGAAUCCAAAUCCUCCAGCCAUGAAACGGAUGAUAACUUCAUUUAUGGCAUAUAUAUAUUAGAAGAAUAUUUAAAAGAUAUGCAGUCGCUUUGCAAAAAAAAUUGGCAAAUCAUCCAAAGAGCCAAAGAUGUAUUUUAUAACCAAUUAUUGCCAUCAGGAACAGUGUCACACAAAGAUGACUUCCUGAUGCAAAGAAGUCUCAACGAUGAUUGCCCUGAGCUAAAUAAGUCAACUUAUUUCAUUCCCAAGACUUUUCUUAGACUUGGAUUCCAACAGUCUUUACAGAGUAAUAUUUCAAUGGGAAACCUACAACCCUUAGGGAAUCAACCUGACGUAGUAAAGAAAGAUGUUACUUCUCCACAAGGAUCAUCUUCUAUGGCGAGUUCUGAAAACACUUGUAAAUCCCAGCAAGAAAAUUCCUGCCAAAACGCAAACAAUGCAAAUAUUUUCCAGAUUGCUUUCCAAAAUAGUCAAAAGUUCAAGAUUUUGGAAGAAAACAGAAUAUUGAAGAAUGAGUUAAAACACCUCCAGAGUUCUCUGUUGACUUCUGAAAAACACUUAAGUGGAGCCAAAGAAGAAAUCCAGAAACUGAAUGAACAAAAUAAAAAGCUUGAUGACCUAGUAAGAAAUUUAAGCCACGAGAACAAAAUGUACUGUGAAAUGGUUAAUUCAUUAAGUCAAAGAGAAGGGUACAUUUCAAGUCAAGAUGAUGCCAUAUCAAAUUUGGCUUCAACAUUAAAAAUAACAGACAAGCAAGAUGCAAAUGGAAACAUGAAAUGUAAAUAAACAUUACUCAAAGAUUUUGCAAAAGGUGCUGGUUUCCAAUCAAAUUGAAAUACCUUGAUCCUGAUCAACAAUAACUUGAAAACUUAUAUAAUCAGUACCUCAGUCCUUACCUGUUUUCCUUAAUUUUAAAAGUAUAUUUUCCUUGCCAAAUAAUUUUGAAACAUGUUUACAUAUGAAGAUAAUUUUGAAAAUUAAUAUCUUCUCCUGAAAAAAAUCACAAACUCAUGAUUUUAAAACUAAUUCACUUUAAAAAAAAAAAUGUUAAACUUUAAACAAAGAAAGACAAUCAUAUAUAUUUUUUAUUGGUGUGAACAAUUGACAUCUCUCGCUUGUAAUUCUUCAAAUUCUCACUGGAAAAAAAAUCUGUUUUUACAUUUAAGAUUAAUGUACUGCCAGCAAAAUGACCCAAGCAAAUCCCCAAGGACGCAGUCUUUCGCAAAAUCUAACAUUAAUGAUAGUAUCAAAUUUUGGCACAAGGCUAGCAAUUUAAGUUGACGGGAUUAGUCAAUUACAUCAACUCCAGUGUUUAACUGGUACUUAUUUUAUCAAUCCCAGAUGGAUGUAAAGAUGAAAGUUGACCUCGGUAAUCUGAACUCGGAACAUAAAACCAGAAGAAAUGCCACUAAACAUUUUGUCCAGUGUGCUAACAUUUCUGGAAGAUUAGCUUCCUUUCACAACAGAAACUAACAUAUGUUAUCUCUCUAUUGUAUAACAAGUUAAAAUACAAUCUGCUUUUCAUUAAAAAAAAAAAUUCUUGAUGCA